Molecule: messenger RNA, 6491 nt
Organism: Ochlerotatus camptorhynchus
Lineage: Eukaryota; Metazoa; Arthropoda; Insecta; Diptera; Culicidae
Product: fibrillin-2-like
Exons: 12
Coding region: 1-5985 (1994 amino acids)
Molecular function (GO): calcium ion binding
Source: RefSeq, a predicted model, not a curated record
AUGGUAACCCUAAUUGUGAAGCACAUAGUGAAGAAAAACGGUGGAACUGCAAUUGACCUGAAGAAUUACAAGCGGGAACAGGGCUCGUGCCCUGCCAAGCAAAUGGAAUGUAGAAGGUCCUGGAUCGUGCUGAGUUCACCUGGACGAAUGCUUUCCUACCAGUCAGAGUACGACGAAGAAGACGAGGAAGAAGCAGAAGACCGACAACGACCAACUGAACCAGAAGAUGGCGAUAAACUGCAUGAGUUAUCGAAGCAUACCUCUUCAACUACAACAACACCAGCGACGGUACUACCGGAUAUACCAAUAGAUGAAAAUAUCCACGUGGAAUCGACUUCUCAUUCCACUGCCGUGCAUGGGCAUCACCAUAGUGAGGAGAUUGAAGCCAGGGUGGAACAGAUACAUCCUCCCGAAUUGCAUCCUAAGACUGAAGAUGAACUUACCAAUAACGAAGAAGAUGGUGAGGAUGAAAGUGAACCAGAGGUGACCACUGAUGAAGUACCAAGCUGUAGUGAUAAUCAAGGUGGUUGUGACCAUGAAUGCCAUGUGGUCCAUGAUGAACGCGAAUCUCGCUCGAAGGCCCAGUGCUCUUGCUAUCAUGGAUUUGUGCUCGAUGAGCACGAUGGUCGGACGUGUCACGACGUCAACGAAUGUUCGCAAAACAACGGUGGCUGCGAGCAGACCUGCACCAACAAACCUGGUUCCUUCGUGUGCAGCUGUCAGCCUGGACUUCAGAUUGACAUCCUCGACGGUCGAAGCUGUAUCGACAUCAACGAGUGCCUGCUGCGGAAUGGUCACGGCCCCUGUCAGGACACGUGCAUCAAUCAGUGGGCCACUUACAAUUGCAGUUGUGAUGGACUUCCCGGGACUCGUCUAUCGGCAGAUGGCCACGGCUGUGAAGAUGCCGGUGAGUGUCCCAAAGCCGGCUGCUCCCAUCAGUGCCUCAGUACUAUGGGCCGAACGUAUUGCCUGUGUCCAAAGGGAUUUGCCCUCGGAGACGAUUGGAAAACGUGUCAAGAUAUCAACAAGUGCGAAGACCCUGCUAUCGCCGAGAACUGCCCUGAUGGAUGCGAAAAUCUACACGGUUCGUAUCGAUGCCAUCAUCUGGAACCCAGUUCCACUGAGGCAACCCACACUCCAGAUGAAAAUGAAGAAGAUGAAGACCAAGAGGAGCAUGAGGAAGACCAAGUUGGUAGACCUACCUCGACAUCCACAACUACAACGGAAAUCCCUGAAAUAAAGAACGGUGAUUUCCUCCCCUCAGGCGAAGAUAACGAUGAUGACGAUGGCGAUGAUGACCAAUUGGAAAACGAGCUAGACUCUCAUUCACCACAAAUACCGGAAAUCGAUCGAUCAAAGAUUGAUGAAUACGACGACGCCGACGCCGAUGUCGAUGGUGAUGAUGACGAAGAGCAGCCGGACAGUAAUAGGCGACAAAAUGAAGUGGAAAUUCAUCAUCCCCAUCGGCACCAUCACGGGGAGGAAACACUGCCGGAGGAAAGUGAAACCGAACAGCCAGAAGUGGAAGAGCCCCUUAUGACUCAAGUUUCCACAUCGACGACGACGACCACGGAAUCCUCCUCACCAAGUGGUGGAGAGGAUGAAGACAACGGCGACGACGAUGACGACGCUGACGACGAUGCUGAUGACUAUCUAGAACCAAAUACAGCGACACCUGUCAUACCGACGACGACUAGCACUGCUCCGAGCACGACGACAACGGUUCCUCGCCAUUGCAGGGAAGGACUCAGAUUAAGUUCUCUGGGGGAAUGCGAAGAUAUUGACGAGUGCGUAGAGCUGGAGCACGGUUGCGACCACUGUCGGAAUGCCUACGGUGGGUACGAGUGCACCUGUCCGGCAGGUUACGAGCUGGCUGACGAUGACAGGACCUGUCAAGAUAUAAACGAGUGCGAGGCCUACAGCCACGCAGAAGAUGACUACGACGAUGAGGAACAGGAAGAUGGGCGCCGCAACUCGCUGGAUAUUUGUUCACACGAAUGUGUUAACACAGUCGGAUCGUUUGAGUGUAGAUGCCCGGAUAACUUUCAUCUGAAUCAUGACCGAAGGACGUGCGUGAGAGAUUUCUGUGCAGACUUGUACGAGAAUCCAAACAAGACCCGGUGCUCUCAUGAGUGUAAAGAUGGAACGGAAGGUUUUGUGUGCAGCUGUCCGGAGUUCUACAUUUUGGAUGAGUACGAUCGGAAGGCUUGCAAGAAUGUAUACAGCUGUGGUGAGGAACACAAGAAGCGCUGCAAUCCAGGGGUGUGUAGAAUGAUUGAGGGUGGUGACUACAGAUGUGAAUGCCCUUCGGGGUAUCAACAGCAUGAUCAUAGUUGUCAUGAUACCGAUGAGUGUGAACAGGGUAGACAUCUUUGCUCCCACAACUGCCAUAAUAUAGCGGGAGGGUACGAGUGUAGUUGUCCAAAGGGGCUACAGUUAUCCACGGACAGCAAAACCUGCGAUGACAUUGAUGAAUGCGAAGAACAAGAUGAUGAAGACCUUUGUGGUGAUCUUAAUUGCUUGAAUACGUACGGAAGUUACAGAUGUGUAUGUCCGGAGGGAAAAGAGCUGGAUGAAUACGGCAUCUGUAGACAGAUGGACUUGUGUACCACGGAUAAUGGAGGUUGCUCGCAUAUCUGUACAUUUUUCAAUAGAGAAACGUUCUGCGACUGUCCAGACAAUAUGGAGCUCGCAGAAGAUGGGAAGACUUGCGAGGCGAUCAACGACUGCAACCUUAACAAUGGAGGCUGUUCGCACAUCUGUGAUCCUAGUGCAGAAUCCCUCUGUGGAUGUCUGCAAGGAUAUGCACUAGGUCAUGAUGGUCGUACAUGUCAAGAUAUCAAUGAAUGUCGUGAAAACAACGGAGGCUGCCACCAGAAUUGUGUGAACUUUGAAGGUGGAUACAAGUGCAGCUGCUUUGAAGGGUUUGAACCUACGUUGGAUGAUGAUAGCUUAUGCCAGGACAUCGAUGAAUGCUUUACGAACCAAGAUGGUUGUGAUCACUCUUGUCACAAUACGGAAGGCUCCUACCGUUGUUCCUGUCACAAUGGGUAUCGCUUGGCCGAUAACGGCCACUCAUGUCACGAUAUUAACGAGUGCGAAGAACAUAACGGAAAAUGUUCGCACAUCUGUAUUAACCUACUGGGAGGUCAUCAAUGCUCGUGUCCUAAAGGACUUUACCUCAUGGAAGACGAACACACGUGUGACUUUGUGGAUGAGUGCGAGUUGAACAAUGGUGGAUGCUCUCACGGUUGUCACUACGAGCAUGGUGUCGUUAGCUGUACGUGUCCGAAAGGGUUCGAAUUGGAGCGUAGUAGCUUUAAGACUUGCGUCGACGUUAAUGAGUGCGAUCAUAGGAAUGGUGGAUGCUCGGACACCUGUACUAAUCUGCCGGGAAGCUACUACUGUUCGUGUCCGGAAGGAUUGGAGCUGGGUCGCAAUCGCCACACAUGCGAGGACAUAGACGAAUGCAUCGAAAACAACGGAAACUGUACGAACAUUUGUAUCAACCUACUUGGAGACUAUCGAUGUGCAUGCGAAGCAGGGUUCGAACUGGAAGAGGAUGAGCAGACUUGCCGUGAUGUGGACGAGUGCGCAACGAAGAUCCAUGACUGUUCGCACUUUUGCGUGAACGUUCCGGGGACGUUCGAAUGUGAAUGUCCCUCUGGUUUCAUUCUGGGACGGGACAAGUUUACCUGCGAGGACAUCAACGAAUGCGAGACUUUUUCGAAUAAGGGAGGUUGCGAACAUCACUGCAUAAACAUACCGGGGUCGUACCGAUGCGGCUGUGAAGAUGGCCAUCGUUUGGAGUUGGACAACCGGACAUGUUCGGAUAUUGACGAAUGCUCGGAUGAGUUUAGAAAGUGUUCCCAUGAUUGCGUCAAUACCAAGGGUGGUUUUGAAUGCUCUUGUCCGUCGGGGUUGAGGUUGCACGUUGAUAAGGCAACUUGUCUGGAUAUCGACGAGUGUAAGAUAAACAACUUCAACGGAGGAUGCUCGCACAUAUGUGAAAACCAACAUGGAAGCUUCACGUGCAGAUGCCCAGAUGGGAUGAUCUUGGGAGACGAUCUGGCAACUUGCGAAGAUGUUGACGAGUGUUCAACCUUGAAUGGAGGCUGCAGUCAGCGAUGCGUCAAUCAACGUGGAGGUUUCAGAUGUGAGUGUGAAUCAGGAUUUGCGUUGAUGAGUGACAACAAGACCUGUGAAGUCAGUAAUCCAUGUGCUCUACGGAACGGAGGUUGUCUACACUUUUGUAAUUUACGGGAAGGACUUCCCGUGUGCUCCUGUCGGGAAGGGUUUGUUCUGAACAAAACGAACAAGGUAAGCUGCAUGGAUUUCGACGAAUGCCGAUCGCCAGCCGAUAACAAUUGUCAGCAAAAAUGCGUCAAUAUGGAGGGUUCGUAUGCUUGUGAUUGUUAUGCCGGGUACGAGAAGAAUGCUCUGGGACAAUGCAUAGAUAUCAACGAAUGUCUCGAGGAGAAUGGAGGCUGUGGAGGCAAGGCAAAGUGUAUUAACCUAGCUGGCAGUUUUCGUUGCGUGUGUCCUCCGGGUUCCAAAAUGGGUAAGGACCGUAGGACAUGCUUCGAAAUCAAGGAUCGUUGUAAGCCCCUGACAGCUCCAAAGAAUGGUGAAGUACGGUGUUCUAGGUCUCGGCAUAAGACACAGCUAUUCUACCGAACAAAGUGUUCGAUUUCGUGCAACAAAGGAUACAAAUUGCUGGGACCGGGUACGAAGCACUGCAACGGGACGGGACAGUGGGACGAAGGUGAAUCGCUGUGUGUUCCUCAAUCCUGUCCACGGCUUCAGCGUCCAGAGCAUGGAACUAUCCUACCGGUAGCAUGCAUGACAGGUAAGACCUUUGCCGGUGAACGUUGCGUGCUGCACUGCAAGUCCGGUUUCAAACCGGUCGGUAAACGAACGGCAGUUUGUGAUACUGAACAGAAGUGGAGUCCCACUCCGAAUCUACGUUGUGCUCCUAUGGCAACGGCAGCCCCAGCCCCAAUCAAACCGCAGAUUCAGUGUCCUCCUGACGUUCAUGAGGUUCUCCCCGUUGGACAUUAUACCAUGAAGAUUCAAUUGGAACAGCCGAAAACUAACGUAGAGUGGUACCAGUUUGUGGAUGCUCAUCCGGCUUGGGGUAAGCAGCUGGAGGCAGAGCUUCCAGCAGGGGAGACUUCGAUGACGUUCCGUGCGAGGAGUCCAAACUCACCGAUGAGUGAUGUCUGUCAGGUUUUAAUUAAGAUACGAGAACGGAGACCACCGCAGGUCGUUAACUGUCCAGACUCCUUCAACGUUCAACUGGAGAAUCACGAGACAUCCCGGUCCGUGUACUGGGUGGAGCCCAACUUUGACACUGAAUCCGAAAUCAAACAGCUGUAUAAAUCCCACUCUCCAGGUCAGAUGUUGAUAGCUGGCGUACACUACGUCAAUUACGUUGCGACGGAUGCUGAUGGACUGAGUGCGAAGUGCAGCUUUGGAAUUACCGUUAAAGCUCCACCUGAACCAUACGAGCCACGACGACCUGUCCAUCAUCGACCGCUGGAGACGAACCGCCUCGAGAACCACGAAUCGUACCUGAUCUGUCCGGGCAAGUCCCCCAUUCUGGUAGACUUGAACAGCCCCCUACACAUUCCGCAAGGUUGCGUGGUGAAAAAUAUCCGAAUCAAGCAGAAACUUGCUCGACUGCGUCACCAGCAGCAGGUUCUGCAGAGACACCUGCAGGAACUCGAGGAGGCCCCCAAUCCGGAUCCUUCGGCUAUCGAGCAGCACCACAAGCGCUAUAAUAACCUCCUCCGGUACUAUUCCUCAUGGGACAACGCAAACAGCCAACUACAGGAGCAGCAUCACCAGGAAGAGAACUCGAACUAUCACUCAGCACAAACGACGCCACAUCCUCGAAGAUGGAUCAAGAAGCGUAGCAAGGACAUCAAUGACAAAGAAGAUGCAGAGCUGCAUGAUGCAGAUGCUGACAACCACUCCAGAUAAAACUGCUGCCGCUGCUUGCACACUACAGUAUAGUGGCAAACCUUGAACCUCUCGAACUUUCAAUAUCUCAUCCGAUAUCUACCUCCAGCCAGCCGGCAGCCACAUUUUUGCUGACUAACAACACGUGCGCUAGCAUGCCGGAUAGCGAGGAAUGCAAGCGAAUAUGUAUGUGCUUAAAUACUUGACAUUUUUCAUAAUACCUUCUUUUAUAGUGCUUUUUUCCCUCGUAAUCGAAACGAAUCGGUGCUGUGCUUGGGAAGAGUGUGGAGGUGUAAAACCUUGAAUCGAAGAAGCUUUGUUUAGGGAUCAACGAGAAACUAUCUCUCUCUCUCUCUUGACCAGCUCCUGUACUGGCACUGAUAACGAUAGAUAGCAGGAGGAAGAGAAAUAAAAUAUUCGAAUAAAGGAGUCCGGGUUAUAAAUCAGAAAAAAAAGAACAGCAGUAAGCAGGAAAAAGAUGAAUACUGGAAGACGAGCAAUAACAAUAAAGAAAAACGAAGUCGAGA